This is a messenger RNA of Chelonoidis abingdonii (Abingdon island giant tortoise), 2896 nucleotides long. Its product is annotated as opioid-binding protein/cell adhesion molecule homolog. Lineage: Eukaryota; Metazoa; Chordata; Testudines; Testudinidae. The record is from RefSeq and is a predicted model, not a curated record.
UUUCUUCUGCUAGUUGUGUAAAUGUGCAGGAAAAAAUCAGAGACACUGCCUGCCUGUUCCCAUCUCUCUCUCUCUCCAGCUCACUAACUCACUCUCCCUCCCUCUGCAAACAUUGGAUUUAAACCUGCUCAGAAUUCAGCACAGAGGAAAGCAGCGGAAGCAGCAAGCCAAGCAGCCUCUAGACUCCUGCAGCUCCAAGAUGUACCAUCCUGCCUGCUGGAUCGUCUUCACAGCCACAACCGCCCUGCUCUUCAUCCCAGGAGUGCCCGUGCGCAGUGGAGAUGCCACCUUCCCCAAAGCUAUGGACAACGUGACCGUCAGACAAGGGGAGAGCGCCACCCUCAGGUGUACCGUGGACGAGAGGGUCACGCGAGUAGCUUGGUUGAACCGAAGCACCAUCCUGUAUGCUGGAAAUGACAAGUGGUCUAUAGACAACCGCGUGGUCAUCCUAUCAAACACAAACACCCAGUACAGCAUCAAGAUCCAUGAUGUGGACGUGUACGACGAGGGGCCCUACACCUGCUCUGUGCAGACAGACAAUCACCCGAAGACCUCACGGGUGCAUCUGAUCGUGCAAGUUCCUCCCCAGAUUAUAAACAUCUCCUCAGACAUCACUGUGAACGAAGGUAGCAGCGUAACUCUCAUGUGUCUGGCCUUUGGGAGACCAGAGCCUACGGUGACAUGGAAGCACCUGUCUGGAAAAGGCCGGGGCUUUGUGAGCGAAGACGAGUACUUGGAGAUCUCUGGGAUCACCCGGGAUCAGUCCGGGGAGUACGAGUGCAGUGCUGUCAAUGACGUGGCGGCUCCAGACAUCCGGAGAGUAAAAGUCACCGUGAACUACCCACCGUACAUCUCCAACGCCAAGAACACUGGCGCCUCGGUGGGCCAGAAGGGAAUCUUGCGCUGCGAGGCCUCUGCCGUCCCUGUCGCAGAAUUUCAGUGGUUUAAAGAAGAAACCAGAUUAGCCAAUGGGCUGGAUGGAGUGAGAAUUGAGAACAAAGGUCGAAUGUCCACACUGACCUUCUUCAAUGUCUCGGAGAAGGAUUAUGGCAACUACACCUGCGUGGCCACUAACAAGCUGGGGAACACCAAUGCCAGUAUAAUCCUGUACGGGCCCGGAGCAGUUCAUGACGGCAGCAAUGCGGCUUCCAGAGCAAUGGCCUGCCUCUGGCUAUCGGGCACCCUCCUUGCUCACUUCCUCAUCAAGUUUUGAUAAGAAAGCAAAAGGGUCCUCGGAGGCGACACCCGGCUUCUCCCACACCACAGACUUUAAUCUCUACACUGUGGGGGCAACACCCAGUUUUACCACUUGAACGUACUGCCAGGGGGGAAGGGAGAGGGAGAGGGGGAGGGGAAAAGAGUUCCAACCGCCUGUUGGGGGAUAAGUCAUGGGCGUUUCGCAAGGCGAAUCAAUUUCUUCUACCCCGGCCCCGCCCUCAACCCUAUUUAUAAACCUAUCCUAAAGUUAAGCGAGUCUCGGCUGAACCUGUUCAAAUUGCCCCCAGAGACGUGUCUUGGUUUGACGGACGACACACAGCGGAAUUCAAAAUGAGUCAAAGUGUCCUAUUAUCUCUGUGUCUCUUAAGCAAAAGGAUUGUUCUUUCUACUUGUUACACUGUACAUACCUGUUCAUGUUGAUAAGUGUCCUGUUACACUUGGGCUUCACCUGGCAUCCAUUUGGAGGGAUGUUUUAAUAAAUCAAUCCACCCACCCACCCCCCGCCAGCACCUGGGCUCUCAGAAACAACUGCAGUAAGUUGCGGCUGUGAAUGGGCCAUAGCGAUAGUGCAUUUGGACACUGACAAAGGAUUUGAGAUCCCUUGGAGUGCAGAAAGGGAAAAGCUAGAGGACACUGUUCUCCCCUCUUGCUAAAACUGAUGGCUGAGUGGCUAAUGCAAACAGAUAAACAGACAAAAUGGUGAGUCAUCAAUCUCCCCAUCCAUCAAAGUAAUCACGGAGCCAUUCUAUCCAUCCAUCUAUCCUAUUCACCCAUCCAUCUAAUUAGCUAUCCAUCUGGCUUUCUAUCUCACCAUCUCUUUACUGUAUUUAUCAAUUUAUCAAUGUAAUUAUCUGUGCUUCUAUCCAAAUCUCUCCUUCUCUGCUCUUCAUCCAUCCAUCAGCGUAAUCAUCUCUAUUGAGUCACCUAUUUAUCUAGCCAAGUUUCUAUCUCGUUCCCUCCAUCCAUUUAGCUUUCUUUCUAUUUUGUCUGUUCAUCCACCUGCUAACGGCGGAAGAUAUUGAGAAAUUUCACAAUAUUACAUUUAUGCGUGUGGUAGAACAUAACUACUGGUCAUAAAGCUAAGCAAUAUUUGGCCAUUUGGGCAUGUCUCUGACAAUUCAAAACAUGAUAAUGCAGUAGCAAUCCUUCACUUAGUCCUCCCUGCAAAAAAAAUAAACUAAAAAAACAUAGAGAUCUGUUUUCUCCUACUCCCCAAAAUAUAUACUCUCUUUUUCAAAGUAAACAACACCCCUCACUCCACCCCAAUGCUAUUAUAAUCUUUUGCUUUUAAGAACCAAUGUUUUAUAUUUGCUAACAGGUGCUUGUACUGCUGUUUUCCAAUGGGGAUGCAUCCAGUUUCCUUUAAGAAAAGUCCUAAUUAUCCAUUAUUUAUGGCAAUUCCAAACAACAUGUCCACUACCCAUCCCGGGAGAGCCAGAUGCAAUCUGGCCAACACUUCUAUGCUUACUCCCUUUCCCAGCCCCGACCCUCAUUUGCUCUGUUCAGAAUCCAUCCAGUCAGAAGCUGACGGAGGCCAAUUAUUUUGGUAGUGUGUUGACAUCACUCCUGUAUUUGUUUGGGAACCUCUUAUGAGCAGAGGGUACUUGAAUAACUGACUUAAUUUCCAAGCACUUGAUUAACUCAACACAGAAAACAGAUGGGAAAGAGGAAGGGAAGA